Molecule: messenger RNA, 681 nt
Organism: Pyricularia pennisetigena
Lineage: Eukaryota; Fungi; Ascomycota; Sordariomycetes; Magnaporthales; Pyriculariaceae
Exons: 1
Coding region: 1-681 (226 amino acids)
Source: RefSeq, a predicted model, not a curated record
AUGAGGAAUCAAGUGAAUUUGGAAGACUGGGCCGAAGGACUUGCGGUUAUCCUGGAAAGGGCUGCGGACGCGAAGCCUGCGAGCCAAAAGCUUCAAGCUUACGGGACAGCACAUAUGUUGAUAGGAGAAAUGUUGAAAGCAGAAACGGAACCUCGGGCACCGGCACCCGAGCGUCACCCCUUACCGGGAUCGGAGCCAGGUUCAUCAAGGAGCCAAUAUUCCUCGAGCACGACUUCGUCGUCCAAUUCGUGGUCGAACUGGCCCGACCUAUCGCAACCACGAUCUAAUCCAUCUAGUUCUAAAGCGCUGUUUGUUGUAUCGCCGGUAUCAUGCAUGCUGGUUCCCAGACACAUGAUAGCUCUAGAAAGCUCGCCAACCCAACCCGAAAAUCGCGAGCAGAAUCAGAGUGAGGAUCGGCCUGGUGACGACAUGGACUACCUCGAUGACGAUGACCUGUACAACGACCUAGACGACGAGUGGUUUGGGGAACUCAAUGAGAAGCGCCCGCAGGCCACGUCUCCGCCUUCGUCUGACCCAGCUGAGCUUCCCUUGGUGUCCCCACAGGAAGCUUACCCGGACUUUUUUGGGCCGUCGCCUCCAGUCCUAGGUGACCUAUUGGAUCCUGUUACGUCUUUGUUGCUGGCCUCAACAACAAGGAAAACAUCGCGGCCUUCUCCUUGA